CCUCAUCAUCUCGCGCAAUACCCCGCAAGUGCCGCCACCAAAAUGGAGUCCAUCAUGAACAACCAGCCCAUCCAGGUCGAGGUAGACCCGAACGAAGAUACCGAAUGGAACGACAUCCUUCGCAGUAAAGGCAUCAUCCCGGAGAAGCCCCCAUCGCCGACUCCUAUGAUCGAAGAAGCUCUCACCAAAGCCAGACGGUUAGCGCACGAGAAUAGGUUGGAAGGCAAAGACCUGGAUGAGUUGGCCGAGCUGGAAGACGAAGAGGACGAGGACUUCCUUGAGCAGUACCGGAUGAAGCGCAUGGCUGAGCUGAACACCAUCGCGACUGCCUCUGUGUUCAACCAAGUCUACCCCCUGCAAAAGCCCGACUACGCGCGCGACGUGACGGAAGCUUCAAAGGAAGCGUUCGUGCUCGUUCUCCUCACUUCGUCACAAGGGAACGGAGAAUCGCGCAUCGCGACUGAGCGCUGGCGGGAUCUGGCUCGCAAGUAUGGUGACAUUAAGUUCUGCCAGAUGCGCGCAGACAUGUGCAUAGAGGGAUACCCGGAUAAGAACACUCCUACGAUCCUGGUGUACAAGGACGGAGACAUCAGGAGGCAAAUCGUUACGUUGAGGGAACUGAACGGACCGCAGACCUCGGUCGAGGACUUUGAAAAGAUGCUUAUUGAGCUGGAAGCGCUGAGGCACGGGGACCCGCGUCUUCAGCGUAAAGAGGAAGAGGAGGAAGUCAGCACGAGUAAGAUUCGCCAGACUCGCGUCGAUGACGACGAGGACAGCGACUGGGAUUGAGGAGCCUACCUAGUUGGCCUUGGUGAGCGGAGCCAUGACGUUUUGCUUAUCAGACCUCGCUCGGGUCGAACUGUAUUCCACGAGCCUGCGUGCAGGCAACGCCACUAGUAGAUCUCCAGGGAGAGGUGCUGCUGGCGGAAUCGCGGCGCAUUAUCUUCCAUAGGUAUACGCAAGCGAGUAGGAGCAGGGAUACAGUAAGUGAUGGGGUUGCGGCCGGCUCCUGGAAGCAUAAGCACGAAUGGGCUGCUACACUGGUAGAGUGGCAUCGAAGCCUUGGGGAGAAAAAAUCGACCACGGCACGAUUGUCCGGGCUUAUCAAUAGAAAUGACUACCUACCUUCCA
This is a messenger RNA of Aplosporella prunicola CBS 121167, 1131 nucleotides long. RefSeq lists its product as uncharacterized. Gene Ontology annotation, cellular component: cytoplasm. Gene Ontology annotation, biological process: protein folding. The coding region runs from base 43 to 789 and encodes 248 amino acids. The record is from RefSeq and is a predicted model, not a curated record. The transcript is spliced from 3 exons. NCBI's taxonomy places the organism in Eukaryota, Fungi, Ascomycota, Dothideomycetes, Botryosphaeriales, Aplosporellaceae.